UGUUAUGUGUAUAAAACACGCAUCAGUGGAACAAACGACACAUUUGUUCAGACAAUUUAAGUCCUGAAAUCUUAAAAAAUCUGAAACUGGUUCACAUUUACAAAUUUAAGAUAAUAAGAUAUUUGUUUAAUGCAUUUUUGUUUGCCCUUUUAUUAGCUACCAACAAUCCACAAAAGCGAACGCAUUUAGCGUAAUUUCCAAUUCGUUCAUAGGGCAACGCUGUGUCCCAUUGCGAGCAAAUAUUUACUAAAAACGCAGAAGUGAAAAGUAACAAAGCCUUGUGAAAAUUUAGUUUAUUUAUUAAGCAAUAGAAUUACAAGGAUGUCGUGGUUUAAUGUGUGGACGGGCAUCAAAACUAAAACAUGCAGAUAUCUUUUACAACGCUAUUUGGGCCAGUUUUUGGAAGAAAGACUUAACCUGGAGCAGUUGAAGGUGGACCUCUAUAAUGGCAAAGCCACAGUGAAAAAUGUUUCUUUAAAUAUAGAUGCAUUAAAUAAGCUAUUUGAAAGCCAUGGAUGGUCUGUGGAAGUUAUAAGCGGCCAUAUUGGACUUCUAACUGUGACUGUGCCUUGGAACGCUUUAAUGUCAAACAGCAGCUACAUUGAGAUUUCAGACGCUGUUAUUUCAGUAAGGCCAGUACAACGACAAAAUAAUGGAACGUCUAUGUUGGAAUCAAUGUGGUCGUCAGCUAGCAGUUCUAUGCAGUUGGCGGAAGAAUGCAUGAUGCAGAACGACGAUGAAAAUGAAGAAAAUUCAGAAGCAAACAACAAGUCAAUUCCUGGCCUUGAAAAGUUCGCUGAAACCAUAGACAAUAUAUUGAAUCGCAUUAAAGCUUCGUUUACAAAUACUGUUUUGCGUUUGGAAUAUCAAUCGUCAGAUAGUUCCAAAACGAUAUCACUAUGCUUCGAAAUUAACAAGUUGAUGUACGAAAAUGAGACUGGCUGCGAAAGGCAUCCUAAGGAAUCUUAUAUGGAAGGACGUCGAAACGAUAAUCCAAACUGCCGAUUGCCAACGUCCAGUAACGUAGAUGAGCAACAGGGAAAUAUAUACUUGCUGCCAAUGUUCGCUAAACACAACAUAAGCAUAAGUGGCUUGCGUUUGUGUACAGAAGAGCAGAAGACAAGUGCCGGAGCCUCGCGCUACAUCAGUGUAGAUAUAUCGAAAACUGGUGAUAUUCCCAUACUCGAAAUUAAUGAACACUUAAAUAUACGAAUCAAAAUGAAACAGUCGGAGAAUAUUAACGGACCAAAAGUUGUUAUUAACACCGAAAUGGGUUCAGUUUACACUUUGAUCACCCCCAGGCAAAUACACCUUAUUCUUAAACUAAUGGACGCAUUCCAGGACGACAGUUGUGACAUUCAAGCAGAAGAAAAUCUUGAAGUAAUUGCCUUUAACGACUACAAAAUGUAUCAUAAAAGAGACGAGCUGGUGGAACUUGGAAAUUGGAUUGAUUGUGAAGCUACGCCAACUAAUAGAGACACAUUACAUCAUUUACGGUUUGAUCGAAUAAAAGUUUUACCUAAAGGAUAUUCUCCUCCUAGUAGUUCAGUUAGCUCCAGUAGCACUGUAACUGGCUUGUCGAAGCUUCAACGAAAAACAUCAAGUUUAGAAUAUUCAGGAGAAAUUUUAAAUUUUUCCCUUAAAAUAUGCUCAUUUGUUUCUAUAAUACUAAUAGAAGACAUUUUGGUUGAGAGUUCCACCAACAACCAAAGUCCCUUAAAUAAAACCAGCGAGCAAAAUAUGACGCGCUUUGCCAACACAUUUUUUGAAAACUUAAGACGAGUUGUAGAUAAAAACAUGGACUCAAGUAAGUUAACAGAUGGAAAAAAUCACUUAUUUAUACGAGUAUUCCCAAUAAUUUCCGAGGGAAGCCAACAUAGGAUCAAACAUAUGCUGCUAUCUAAAUUUAAUAUAAUUGCGCAAAAGUUGGAUUUAUUUGAAGUCUUAAAUGGAAAGUCCUCUGAGUUAAUAACUUUCGAUCGAGCUGAUGGAUUCAAUGGUGCUGAUGUUUCUAUAAGCAUAAAAUCAGAUAUCAGUUCCAAGAUAAUCGAUAUAGCGCUGCAAAAAUGUGAGUUAGAAGUUGAUAUUUCUAUAUAUGAUCGACUCAGUGCAAUUUUGGGACCUUCGCCAUUUGCUACGUUUUCUUCAUACAAUACGCGCUGCUACUACUCGAAGCAGGAGACGCAAAAAUUAACACUCACUACAAAUUUAACGUCGACAUCGUUGGAAGUGAAGGUACGAUUUCCAAUAUUUGAUGCUAGGCCGAUUCACGAUCCAAAUCGCGUACCAUGGUGGCAACAAAACGUUCGUCGUGACUUUUUAUUAAUUUCAUUUAAUUAUGUGAGUAUAAAAAUUGUAUCUGGGGUGUGCGAACUACUUUCAAACGAGCUUAACGUCUAUUACGUUGAAGACAACUUAGAAGAUAAAGUCUGGGUUUUAAAAACUAGCUCCAGCUCAGACCAAGCAAAUGCGUUGGAUUACGUUAAAAUUACUGUCACAAUCCCUGACGAACAUUAUUGGACUAAGUUGAAAAAGAGUUGUUUGGAUAAACGAAUGUACGGCAACAGUUCAAGAGCACAUUCAGAUAGACUACCAUUUAGUGCAAAACGCGUAUGCAGAGAAAGCGAUACGUUGCACAAUAAACGAGACAAUACGGAGUCAGAAACUAUUUUGCUUCCCGGCGAAACUGAAGAAUUGAAAGAAUUCUGCAGCGCCACAAUGCGAACGUCAAAAAUUCAAGUUCAAAUAAAUGUUCCCAAUGUUGAAAUUGUACUAGGAUCAAAAAAAUUUUAUGAAGUCAUAUACAAUCGCUUCAAUUGCGAUCUCUUCAUGUGGGAGCCAAGUUCACCCAUUUUAAAUGCUCUCCACGUAGAUAGUACAGAAAAUAAACAGAGCAUAUACAAUAUUUCAGUUACACCAGCGGCCAGAUUAAGAAACAUUAAUGAUUCCUAUUUGUCUGAUUUUGAGGAAAGCGACUCAAACGGAAGUCACAAAAUUAACCUUAAAAAUAUCUCAAUGGCGGAGAGCAUAUAUUUCUCAAUACAUGAUCCUAUUAAAUCACAAGAGUUGGAACAUGAAGAACCUGAUUUUCAAAAAAGCAAAUGUUCUGUAGAAAUUUUUAUACAAAAAGGAUCCGUUGGACUAUUUCUACCUAUACGUAAUAAAGAAAAUCUUAUUAUACCUGAGGAUGUGGGUAAAAUUGACAUUAAGGUGAAUGAGCUUAAAAUAUUUUCUGUUAGUGGAUAUAACGAAAAUAGAAAUUUGUGCUAUUUAUGCCUCGAAGUAGGCGAUGUUAAAAUGGAUCAUUGCGGUCUAAUACAUGAAAUGUAUACUAAGCUUUUUGCAUGUGGCUCUACCGAAUCUGAUCGAUAUAUGCGAAAGACCAUUUAUAAAACUCCCGAGGGCUUGUCAAAGUCAAAUCAACCAAUAAUGAACGAAAGACAGAUGAUGUCCUUGGUGAUAGAAACAAAACGUGUGACUGAUCAGAGGAUAAAACGAUUGAGGGUUACUACCAGCAUUCAACAGGCAACCCUACGAUAUAAUUCAAUGUUAUCCAACCAAUUUUGGUUGCACCAACUUAUUGACUUUCUUGAUGUUGUCGAUUAUCCUAUAGAAGGUUACGCGCCAUACGGUAUAAUCACGGAAAUGCAAUUGCAUCUGUGGAACUGUGCAAUCGACUACAGACCAUCAAAUUUUGACUACAGAGCUCUUUUGGAAUUAGGUGCUUUUACGAUUAGCAGCAAUGUUAUAUCUUCGGUGAAUGGAUGCAAUCUGAGGUUUAUAAUUGAAGAAUUUAUUCUCUCCAUAGCACCUUGCAAGGAAUCAACCAAACAUGAAAAAAUACUAAUUGAAUCGAGGUAUUUAGUACCAGUACUUGAUAUAGGACUGUUCGACAUAUCGUUAAGGUUAAAUGAAAACUCGUCAGGAAAGCAUCCUAAAUUUGAUCUGAGAUGUUCGGUGAACGAUGCACAUUUAAGAACUUGCAGCGAUUCUGGAAAAGCCCUGGCACAACUCAUUGAACACUUGGCUAUGGAUGGAGACUCUCUUGAAACUGAUCAAAAUGAGACAGGUGGAACUUCCCAGAAAUCCGAAAAUUAUGAAAUUGAAUCCAGUUUUCUAGAUGAACCAAAUCAAUCUCAACAAGAGUGGCAACAAGAAAGGGUAAAUUUAAUGAUGGCAGAGGCGCUCCAAGAAACUGUCACAAUAAGCGUUUCGCCCUCAACAUCGAAGAACCCUGGUUUUACUGAUCACGGCAUUGAACCAUACUAUUUUCCAGAUGAAGAACAGACUAACCCAUCAGACCUCGAAUACGAUGAAGGUAAUGAAAUUUCCGAAAUUCUUAACUUUGAACAUCAUGUCAUGUCGACAUCAUAUUCAGCAGCCGAACCUAGUACAGAUGUGCUGCCGCAGGUGAAAUCUGAUUUGGGCGAUGUAAACCUGGAACCAAGACACAACGUGUAUCCGCGCAGGCCCCAAGAGGACGAAUAUUGUGUUAUUUCUGAAAAUGAGAGACAGCUGGUGUCGCAAUGUGGAGUUCGCGACGUAAAAGUUUGCGAAGAUCCGCUGCGAAUUGUAGACAAUCAUUUUUGUUUGCCUUCUAACAAGAUCGAUUUGCUCAAAUCUCCAUAUGAUUUUCCUAUCCCUGUUUCCCGUUAUACGCUUUGCGAAAUGACUUUCACUUGGCAUUUGUACGGCGGCAACGAUUUCAUAUCAAUCCCAGAGAAUAUGAGCGCAACAAGUGAAGCCAGUCACUUGCGUAUGUCUGAUGCUUAUAAACACGGCGUCUCAUAUUCAAAAGCAGAUAAUAGCGUUCAUGGUGCAAAUAAACCGAAAGAUCUAUCAUGGAAAACAAUUGGCGGGGUACAGCGAAAUCAUGGGGUCAUCGUCGAAAUUCAGCUUACAAAAGUUCGCUUAUCAUAUGAAAUAUAUCCAAACUACACAGCCCAAGCUUCGCGUCAAGUUUUAGUUAUAAACGAUAUUGAAAUAAGGGAUCGCUUGCAGUCGUCCGAAAUAAAUAAAUUUCUAUAUCAUCCCAGCACAAGGACUACAUCGCAUAAAAGUCCGCAACAAAUGGUGGUUAUAAAAGCUCUACAUGUUCGACCAAAUCCAAAGCUCAGUGCAGCAGAAGAGUGUUCACUUCGGAUAUCGUUGCUGCCGAUGCGGCUCCAUAUCGAUCAGGACACAUUAAUUUUUUUGGCAGACUAUUUCACUAAUAUGGGAAAUAACAUGAAAGAGGCACAUGCUACGGACAAUCCGCCUCCAGAAGCGCAUGCCCCUGUUAUGGAUGUUGGGCCAUCUGAAUUAGAGAACGAACUACAAGCAAGAAAACUAAUAUCGACGAAUCUGGAAUUACUCGAAAAUGAGGUAAUGAAUAAAUCGCUGGCACAAAUGGAAGCAAAAGAAAAACAUUCGCCAAUUUACUUUCGCGAGGUAUUAUUUAGUCCAGACGUGCCAAUACGUUUCGAUUACCACGGACAUCGCGUUGAGUUGUCACGCGGCCCAAUUGCAGGGCUGUUGAUGGGUUUGGGCCAGUUACAAUGCUCCGAAAUCCGGUUAAAAAAAAUUAUUCACCGUCGUGGAUUCCUAGGCAUUGAAAAGUUAGUAACAUAUCUAUGCAAGGAGUGGUUGAAGGAUAUUAAAAGGAAUCAAUUACCAAAAAUUUUGAAGGGUGUUGGGCCAACUUAUUCAUUUGUGCAAUUUAUACAAGGUGUAAUUGAUCUAUUUCGCCUACCGAUUGAGCAAUAUCAAAGGGAUGGUCGCAUAAUCCGAGGACUUCAGCUCGGCGCACAAAGUUUUACAGCCAGAACUGCUCUCGCUGCGCUCGAAAUAACAUCACGUAUCAUUCAACUUUUACAGUUCACAGCUGAGACAGCCUUUGAUAUGGUGUCUUCUGGGCCUUCCGUUGGAAGAGUGCGCAAGCAUCGUAAGGAUAAAAAGAAACGAGCGCAACGACCAAAAGACGUACGAGAAGGAGUGACAAAUGCGUACCUGAUAGUGAAGGAGGGGAUAAAUGAUUCCGCUGCCAAUCUCAUAGAAACAGCUGUAGCAGAGCACGAUCAAAAUGGUUAUACGGGAGCUGUAGGAGCUGUAAUGAGACAAAUACCGCAGCUGGUAGUUUGCCCAGCAGUUUUGGCCACUCAGGCUACAACCAACAUCUUGGGAGGAGUUAAAAGCUCUCUUGUACCUGAAGCUAAAGUUGAAGCUCGUGAAAAGUGGAAAACGGACAAUGAUUAAAUUUUCUCUUUCAUAUGUAUUUAUACAUAACUAUGUAAUUGAUUAGAUAAGUAUGGUGCAUUCUAAUAAAUAGAUUUUAUACGUUUGAAUGAAAAUACAA
Molecule: messenger RNA, 6334 nt
Organism: Rhagoletis pomonella (apple maggot)
Lineage: Eukaryota; Metazoa; Arthropoda; Insecta; Diptera; Tephritidae
Product: autophagy-related protein 2 homolog B
Exons: 1
Coding region: 322-6234 (1970 amino acids)
Biological process (GO): autophagy of mitochondrion; reticulophagy; piecemeal microautophagy of the nucleus
Cellular component (GO): phagophore assembly site; extrinsic component of membrane
Molecular function (GO): phosphatidylinositol-3-phosphate binding
Source: RefSeq, a predicted model, not a curated record